This is a messenger RNA of Ilyonectria robusta, 1260 nucleotides long. Its product is annotated as argininosuccinate synthase. Gene Ontology annotation, biological process: L-arginine biosynthetic process; urea cycle. The transcript is spliced from 16 exons. The record is from RefSeq and is a predicted model, not a curated record. Bases 1 to 1260 code for a protein of 419 amino acids. NCBI's taxonomy places the organism in Eukaryota, Fungi, Ascomycota, Sordariomycetes, Hypocreales, Nectriaceae. Gene Ontology annotation, molecular function: ATP binding; argininosuccinate synthase activity. Gene Ontology annotation, cellular component: cytoplasm.
AUGACAAAGGGCCGCGUCUGUCUCGCCUACUCUGGUGGCCUUGACACCUCCACCAUCUUGGUCUGGCUUAUUCGACAAGGCUACCAAGUUGUGUGCUACCUUGGAGAUGUCGGCCAGGAGGAGGACUUCGCCGCCGUUGAGGCCAAGGCCCUGAAGCUGGGUGCCGAGACCUUCGUCUGCGAGAACCUCCAGCGUGAGCUUGUUGACGAGGUUGUCAGCCGUGCCAUCAUGUGCAACGCCAUCUUUGAGGAUCAGUAUUUGCUUGGCACGGCAUUGGCCCGUCCUGUUAUUGCCCGCAGCAUGGUUCGAGUUGCCGAGAAGCACAACUGCACUUACUUGUCCCACGGCGCAACGGGCAAAGGCCUUAGCCAGGUUCGAUUCGAGCUCGCCUUUACCGCACUGAACCCCUCGAUUCAAAUUUUGGCCCCGUGGAGAAUUCCCGAGUUCAUUAAGCAGUUCCAAGGCCGCAACGACCUUCUCGCGUAUGCCGCUGAGAACAACAUCCCCGUUUCAUCGACCCCGCGUUCUCCGUGGUCGAUGGAUGACAACCUUGUGCAUUGCUCCUACGAGGCUGGUAUUCUUGAGGAUCCCGAUGUCACACCACCUGCGAACCUUUGGACCAGGACAAAGGAUCCCAAGGACGCUCCCGACCAGUCCACCGAGUUUUCCGUCCAUUUCGAGAAGGGUCUCAUCUCUAAAGUCGUUCUCGGCGAUAAGGAGGUCACGGAUUCCGUUGAGGCCUUCAAGCUACUCAACAAGGCAAGUUUCAUCAUUGGCUAUGAAAAUGGCGUUGGACGAGCUGACAUUGUCGAGAACCGCUUUAUUGGUCUCAAGAGCCGAGGCUGCUAUGACACCCCAGGAUUGACCAUCGCCCGUCUGGCCCAUCUGUCCCUUGAGGGCUUGGUCAUGGAUGGCCGCGUCCGUGAACUCAGAGAUCAGUUUGUCAGCCUGACCUGGUCUCGACUUUUGUACAAUGGAAUGUACUUUAGUCCUGAGCGCGAGUUUAUCGAUAACUCUGUCGUCUUCUGCCAGCACAAUGUUACUGGUAUCGUCAGGCUGUCCGCUUACAAGGGUAACACCUAUGUUCUCGGCCGAUCUAGCAAUGCUUCCAACCUGUACUCCGAGCAGGAUGCUUCCAUGGACUCACUCGAAGGGUUCUCUCCCAUGGAUACUACUGGUUUCAUUGCCAUCCAGGCCAUCCGCCUCAAGAAGUAUGGCGAACAGAAGAUCAAGGAUGGUCAGCCCCUCACCAAGCCCUAG